AUGGUGUCUUCCAUCUAUGCUCUCGUCGGAGCGGUGGUCGCCUACGGCGUCUACUCCUACGUCUCCGGCUUGCAGCGCAACAUAGCUGAGGCAAAGAAGUCUGGCUUGCCUUACGUGGUGUCUCCUAUUUCGCCAUUCUCUAUGCUUUGGCAGCUAACACACAAACUCUGGCUCCCCAUCAUCAAGACCCUUCCAAAGACAUGGUGGGAGAACUGGCUACAAGUCGCAAUUCCCAACUGGUCCUACGAACUCCUCCACGAACCCUUCGCACGCCACGGCGAGACGUUCAUGAUCGUUUCCCCGUUCCAGAUCCUCAUCCUAACCGACAGCGCCGAGGCGAUCCACCAAAUCACCCAGCAGCGCGAAAAGUUCCCCAAGCUCGUCGAGACGUACGCGAUCCUCAAGCAGUUUGGCGAAAACGUCCUGACCACCGAGGGCGCCGCCUGGCGCAUGCACCGCAAGGUCACCUCCGCCACCUUCAAUGAGAAGAACGCCGCCCUCGUGUUUGCCGAGUCCAUCAAGCAGGCGCAGAGCAUGACGCAAAAGUGGCUCGGCGCGGACGGCAAGGGCACAAAGACGAUCGAGACGCUGGACCACGACACCAUGCGCCUCGCGCUCAACAUCAUCAGCUACGUGGGCUUCGGCAUGCGGCUGCUCUGGCCGGGGCAGGUGCUGCCUGCGGGGACAGAUCCGAAGCUUACCAAGUAUAGCUCUCUGGAGGCGCCGCCGGGACAUACGAUGAGCUUUGUGGAUGCGAUUGCCGAGAUGUUGGAGCAUAUUCUGGUCUUGUUGCUGGUUCCGCGGUGGCUGCUGAAGAGGCUUCCGUUCAAAUACACGAAGCUUGCGAUGGAUUCGCACGACAACUAUGUGCAGUAUAUUGACGCGUUGAUGCAAGAUAAGAUUGGGGACCUGCAAAAGGGCGAUCACGGGGACGCGGGUAUGGAUCUGAUGGGCCAGCUUGUGCGGUCAAAGUACGGCAGCGAGGGAGAGAUCAACGGAGGCGCCAACGGGAUCGUCAGCAAGGGCAAGGACUCAAAGAUCCCCCAGUUGUCAAAGUCGGAGAUCACCGGCAACGCCUUCAUCAUGCUUGUCGCCGGCCACGAGACGACAGCGAACGCCAUGCACUUUGGCUGCAUCGAGAUCGCCUGCAACCCGGCCGUCCAGCGACAGCUCCAGAAAGACAUUGACGGCAUCUUUGGCGACAGCGACCCCAGCACGUGGAACUACGACAGCACGGUCAACGCCAUGCUCGCGUCGAUGCUGGGUGCCUGCAUGAACGAGACGCUGCGCAUGACGCCGGCCGUGACAGAGAUCCCUAAGAAGGUCAACCCCGAAGGCGACGGCAUCGUGACCCUAGACGGCGAGAAGCACGCGCUGCCGCGGGGCGCCCACAUCUCCAUCGUCGGGGUGGCGGCGCACCGCAACCCGCGCAACUGGCCGUCGAAGCCGAGCAAGGUCACGGACGCGGCGCACGACCUGAACGACUACGUCCCGGAGCGGUGGUACCGACAGAACAUCAACGGCGAGCAGACGGAGGACAAGGGUGGUGACACGGAGGACUACGGGGGAUACAAGGGGUCCGACACCAGCGAGAAGAUGUUCCGGCCGGUGCGGGGGUCGUACGUGCCCUUCUCCGACGGCCCACGGUCGUGUCUGGGGCGGCGCAUUGCACAGGUAGAGAUUAUUGCUGCGUUAUCUGUCAUCUUCCAGCGGUACAGCCUCGAGUUGGCGGUGGACGAGUGGGCUAGUGAUGCCGAGGUCGAGGCGAUGAGCCAGGCGGAGCGGGCGAAGUUGUAUAAGAAGGCGCAGGAUAAGUGCCGGCAGACGCUGAAGACGGCGAGCACGAUGUUGACGUUGAAGUUGCCGCAUGGGACGACUGUUCCGCUGAGGAUCGUGCCCAGGGGAAAGGAGAGGUUUGUAAAUUUAGUGGACUCUGCCUAG
Molecule: messenger RNA, 1941 nt
Organism: Colletotrichum chrysophilum
Lineage: Eukaryota; Fungi; Ascomycota; Sordariomycetes; Glomerellales; Glomerellaceae
Exons: 3
Coding region: 1-1941 (646 amino acids)
Molecular function (GO): monooxygenase activity; oxidoreductase activity, acting on paired donors, with incorporation or reduction of molecular oxygen; iron ion binding
Source: RefSeq, a predicted model, not a curated record